AUGGAUGCCUACCUCACACCAUACAUAAAGAAAGAAGAAGUGAGGAGGAAGCACAUCCGUCUGCACAUGGAAGGAGCGCUGACCGCCCGGGACAAGGUCGGGGUGCAGGAUUUCGUGCUGUUGGACGCCUACACCAGCGAAUCUGCCUUUCUGGACAACCUGCGCAAGCGUUUCAGCGAGAACCUCAUCUAUACGUACAUUGGGACCCUCCUUGUGUCUGUGAAUCCAUACCAGGAACUGGACAUCUACACCAUGAGCCAGAUGGAACUUUAUCAAGGGGUCAAUUUCUUUGAACUGCCGCCACAUGU
Messenger RNA from Tupaia belangeri chinensis (Chinese tree shrew), 308 nucleotides. RefSeq names its product unconventional myosin-Ih-like. Gene Ontology annotation, biological process: endocytosis; actin filament organization; actin filament-based movement. The transcript is spliced from 3 exons. Gene Ontology annotation, molecular function: microfilament motor activity; actin filament binding; ATP binding. Lineage: Eukaryota; Metazoa; Chordata; Mammalia; Scandentia; Tupaiidae. The annotation marks the transcript as partial. The record is from RefSeq and is a predicted model, not a curated record. Gene Ontology annotation, cellular component: cytoplasm; myosin complex; microvillus.